AUACCCAAAGCAAGCCUUUAUUUUUAGUUGACAAUUGACCGCAAUAAAUAAAAUAUAAAAACUGUCCCCACAAAUUAUUUCUGAAUAUAAUGGCCGAGCCGGAUUAUGAAGAAUUUUCAUCAUAUCGCAAUUUUUUAAGCUGUUCCAAUGUCAAUGACUUGGAAUAUGAGGAUCGUUGCGACUAUGUUCGUAGCACACCGGAAUGCAUGGACAAGGGCUACUUUUUCAAUUACAUAAAAAUCCUCUACUGUUCGUUGGGACCCACAACGGAUGCGCAACAGAAUUGCUUUCUCAUCCUACUGAUGAGUAUGUGUGUCAUUAUGUUUGUGAUUUUGGGGACAACAGCCGAUAAAUUUUUUUGUCCCGCCCUGGAGGUUAUGUCAAAAAUCAUGGGCAUGAGUGAGCAUUUGGCAGGGGUAACUCUGUUGGCCUUUGGUAAUGGUUCGCCAGAUUUGUUUACCAACCUGGCCAGCGCCAAGGAAUCUUCUUCUACCCUGUUUUCAAAUAUGUUGGGCUCUUCGAUUUAUGUGACGGCAUUCAUUGGAGGUGUUAUUUGUUUGAUACGCUCCUUCCGUGUGGAUGGCAGCAAUAUUCUGAGAGAUACAUCUUUCUUCAUUUUUGGCAUUUUGUCCAUUGAUUUUAUAAUGAAAGAUGGCUAUGUCACCACAUGGGAAUCGGUUUGUUUGAUACUAAUUUAUGUUGUCUAUUUGAUAACCAUACUUGUGGAUCAAUAUCUGCUAAAGCGGCAAGUUUUAAGCAUGGAGGCAUUGGCCCAAAGUGGCAAUUUAUCUGCCGAGGCAUAUAAAAGAUAUUCGAAAUUGCACCAAGAAGCCAAUAUUGAUAUUGUCCAUCGACUGUCCCACACUUCUGUAGAUAUUGAAGGAACCAGACAUUCAUUCGAAUAUGUCGCCCAAUCUGAUCCAAAUGAAAAUCUAUGGCAACAAUUGCGCGAUUCUUUGAAACCCUUCGAAAUGGAUGAAUGGCAUUCUUCAACGGGCUGCCAGAAGACAAUGCUGUGCCUCAAGACUCCAAUCUUAUGUACCCUACAACUUUUCUUGCCCAUAGUCAACUAUGAGAGUGAACGGCAUGGAUGGUCGAAAUUGUUGAACUGCCUGCAAGUGGUCAUGUCGCCAAUAGUUAUGUUUUUGUUAAUAUGUGGUCUGAAUUGUUGGAAAUACUGUUUGUACAGUCUCGGCAUUACCAUACCACUUAGCAUUGUGUGUUUCAUGUACACCCGAACCGAUGAGCCCCCGAAGUUCCAUGCGGUUUUUGCUAUACUCACGGCACUCGGUUCUAUGUGCACCAUCUAUUCGUGCGCUGCCGAAACCGUGGAGAUUUUAUAUGUCCUGGGUCUGAUACUGGACUGUAGCAAUUCGUUUUUGGGUUGCACUCUCUUGGCGUGGGGCAAUGGUGUUGGCGAUUUGAUAUCGGAUGCCACCUUGGCAUUUCAUGGCUAUCCUCGAAUGGCAUUUGCAGCCUCAAUUGGUGGACCAUUUUUCAAUACACUUCUGGGCAUUGGUUGUGUAAUGCUGUUAAAGAACUUGUACGGCAACACCGGCUAUGAACCUCUCCCCUCCGGCCCAUUGGGCGAAAACUGUUUCGUUUUUCUCCUCCUCGUAUUAUUUUCAACACUCCUCUGGUCGGUGACAACGAAUUUCCACAUUCGUCGUUGCAUUGGUGUCUUCAGUGUCUGUCUGUAUGGCCUGUUCUUCCUCUACACCGUCUUGGGGGAAUGUGAAGUUAUACAAACUUAUGCAGAAAUAAGUCAAUAUGGCACCGAAUGAUGAUGACCCAAAAACAAACUUUGUAUUGAUAGUAUUUUGUUAUUUAUAGUGCUAUUUAUCUAUCGUUGUUGCUGUUGCUAUUGUUAUUGAUAAUUAAUAUUUGUUGCCUUUUCGGUAUUUAUUUCCUCAAACAAAAAGAAAGAAAAACAAUGUCAAUGACCUACAAAAUGAAUUGGUUGUUGAAUAAAUAUUUAAAAAUGG
Molecule: messenger RNA, 1985 nt
Organism: Musca domestica (house fly)
Lineage: Eukaryota; Metazoa; Arthropoda; Insecta; Diptera; Muscidae
Product: mitochondrial sodium/calcium exchanger protein
Exons: 10
Coding region: 90-1784 (564 amino acids)
Biological process (GO): transmembrane transport; intracellular calcium ion homeostasis; monoatomic cation transport
Cellular component (GO): membrane
Molecular function (GO): calcium:sodium antiporter activity
Source: RefSeq, a predicted model, not a curated record